UUUCCAAAUAUAUUGCUCUCCGCCAAUCUGCGCUGUUAGUUAAAACCGUCAGCGCGACUUGUGAUGUUUCCACACACCCCACUCUCUCUCCACGCUGUGUGGGUGUGCGUUUUUGCGCGUGUGCGCAGUCUAUUGUGUGUGCGCCUCCUUGAAGCUCCUCAGCCCCGUGGAGCUGUUGUUUCCACAGAGCUGCGGGACAAUCAGUCGGGCGGCUGGAUUUAGGGAAGACAAAAGAGAAAGUGAGAAUUCUGCUUUUUUUCCCAACCCGUCUCUUUAUGGGUUUCGCAUCUGUUUGGUUCGCAUCAGUUCCCGUUUUUAGAGGAUUCAUCGCGCUCUCGCCGGCGUGGAUCUAGUUUCCACAGACUAGACAAGACAUGCAGUCUAGUCAUCCGGUAAAGUUUUGAUUGACAUCGCUGGUUCUCCACCUCAGAGCGGAGAACUUUUAACGCUGAGUUUUCAGUUUUUUGGGGACAUUUGGACGCGGUUUCUCUAUCGCUUCACGCUCUCUUUCUCAUGGGGUGACCCUUUUACAGAUGUGGAGACAUGACUGUUGGACUGUAGUUCCACCCCUCACCCCCCCCUACAGACACACUCCCUAAAGGUGUUUUCCUGUCCUUCCAACAGAGACAGCCAUUAAUGCCCUGGACACUUUGCACAACUUGACGUUUAUAUGGAGCUUUGCUGUAAAGCCACUGGGGUCGGCCACUCUGGCACCAUGGAGUGCAAGUUUUCCCACUACUACAAAAAGGAGCUUAUCAUAUGCCACUAUGCCCAGGCUAAAAACAAGACCAUUAAUGAUACAUUUAAUGACUAUAAGGUAAAAGAGCAGUUCACUGUUACUAAUAUUGUCAUCGUAAUCCUCUGCACAAUCAUCAUUGUCGAGAACCUCCUGGUCCUACUUGCUGUCCUCCGCAACAAGAAGUUCCACUCAGCCAUGUUCUUCUUCAUCGGCAACCUGGCGUUCUCCGACUUGCUGGCUGGUUCUGCCUACAUAGCCAAUGUAUUACUCUCAGGAUCAAUGACCCUGGAACUCUUGCCGUUGCAAUGGUUCAUCAGAGAAGGAACGGCAUUUAUCGCUCUGGCUGCAUCCGUCUUCAGCUUGUUGGCAAUAGCUAUAGAGCGCUUCAUUGCCAUCACCAAAGUCAAAGUGUAUGGCUCAAACAAAACGUGCCGCAUGUUCCUGCUGAUAGGAGCAUGUUGGGUCACUUCAAUUCUGCUCGGAGGACUUCCCAUCCUAGGCUGGAACUGCAUCUGCAACCUCCCUGACUGCUCAGCUGUGCUGCCACUCUACUCUAAGCAGUACAUACUUUUUGUUGUCUCCAUUUUCACCCUCAUACUGCUCUCUAUCGUCAUCCUCUAUGUGAGGAUCUAUUUGAUUGUUCGCUCCAGUCACCGGGAAGCAACGAACACCCAAGCAUAUUCCCUUUUGAAAACAGUUACAAUAGUGCUUGGUGUCUUCAUCGUGUGUUGGCUGCCAGCUUUUACCGUGCUGCUCCUGGAUUCCUCGUGCAGCAUGCAGGGCUGCCCUGUGCUCGAUCACGCGAAGGUGUUUUUUGCUUUUGCCACUGUGAACUCUGCUCUUAACCCCAUGAUAUACGUGCUGCGCAGCAAGGACAUGAGGAGGGAGUUUCUGCGCGUGCUGUGCUGCUGGGGUGUGCUGCCGAGCGGCCGGCCUUCUGAGCGCUGCCUGGUCAAUUUGAAGAGCUCCAGUUCUUUGGAACAUUGCACCAACAAAUUCGAACACCAGACCACGCCCAUCAUGCAAACGUGUACCACCUGUGUCUGACUUGCUGCAAACACAUUAGAUGGCUUAUUUUUGUGUGCACAAGAGGGAAAAAACAUCAUGAUGAGGUGGACAGAUGUUACUUACUGGGAAUAGACCUCUGCGCGGUUGGGAUACAGCUCACUGUUUGGACACAUUUACUCAGUGCAGAUUGUUUUUCACAUAAAACACAGUGACUCUACAAUCAGCUUUUAAGAGUUGCACUCUUCCUGAAAAUGUUGUGAAAAGAUUAUAAGACAGAAUCAAUUGAUA
This is a messenger RNA of Cyprinodon variegatus (sheepshead minnow), 2035 nucleotides long. RefSeq names its product sphingosine-1-phosphate receptor 2 (gene s1pr2). Gene Ontology annotation, molecular function: sphingosine-1-phosphate receptor activity. The record is from RefSeq and is a predicted model, not a curated record. The transcript is spliced from 2 exons. NCBI's taxonomy places the organism in Eukaryota, Metazoa, Chordata, Actinopteri, Cyprinodontiformes, Cyprinodontidae. Gene Ontology annotation, cellular component: membrane. Gene Ontology annotation, biological process: sphingosine-1-phosphate receptor signaling pathway. The coding region runs from base 671 to 1786 and encodes 371 amino acids.